GCUCGCUGCUGUUACUAUGGCUAUGAGGCCAGCGUGUGACAGGGCAGGUUGGCCGUAGGUGCCGUUGCCAUGGUUACGAGGCCUGCAUGUCCCCCCGGAAGCCUGGGAACUAGAGUAGAACCGUACCGGCGGGAAGUCAGAGAGCUGGCAAAGUGAAAUUACAGACGGAAGCCAUCAUGUUACCAGAGGAAGCAGAGUUUGCAGAACUGCUCACUAGGAAGGAACAAGAAUGGAAAGAAUUACAGCAAAGACAGGUCCUUUACCUGGAGAACUCCCUGAGCGAGUCAAAGAAACUUGUACAGGAACAAAACGAAAAAUUCAACUGUUUAAAAAGAGAUUUUACCCACAACCUCAGAGUACUGGGGGAAAGAGACAGGGAAUUGGAACACUAUGAAGUCAUGUUCAGUCGGUUAAAAGUUGCUGAAAAUGCAAAACAGUCCGAAAUCAGUGAUCUGAAGGUGCAGAUAGAGAAGUUGCAACAAGAGCUCCAGCGAGAGAAGAGGCAUUAUGAUGAAUUACAGGGACACUAUCAGCGAAAACUGAAAGAGCACCAGAUUGAGAUGGACAGAGUGCACAGCUCCAAAAACGGUGAACUUGAUCGGCAUCGGGAAGAAUAUGAGAAAGUUAAACGUCAGCUAGAGAGAAAAAUUGAGGAGGUACAGGGAGACCUGAAGUUACAAAAGCAGGAACUGUUGCUGGACUUUGAUUCCGAAAUGAAGAAACGGGAACAUGAGUUCCGCCUGCAGUUAGAUGAAAUGAGCACACUGGUUUUAUCUCAUGAACUUAAGGUAAAGCUUCUGACAAAAGAGUUAGCCGUCCUUAGGGAAAUGGAGCUGAAAGCCAACGAAAUGCUCCAAGGAGUGGAGUCAAGCAAUCAGGCUUUGCAGGAGACUCUCAAGCAAAAAGACUUUGAAAUCAAAGAUAUAUCUUCUGUAAAGGAUGCAAGAAUAAAGGAACUAGAGGAUAAAGUGCAAUCAUUAGAGCGGAAAUUAAAAAGAGAAGAGGAGACCUUUCAAAGAAAACAUGAACAGCUAGAUCGCUGCUCCCGUGAGAAGGAAAGUGCUCUGAUGUCGAUGAAGGACGCACACUCUGAGCAGGUACAGAGAUUGGAGGCACAGAUCAAGGAGUUGCAGAUGUGCAUUGAAACCCAGGAGAUGGAGCAGCGCAGUUUGCAUGGCCGCCAGCAGGGUUUACUAGCAGAAAAAGAUGCCACGAUUGAAAAGUUAAAAGGAGACAUUGAAACACUCAAGACUGGUUGGGAUAAGUACAUCUCUCAAACAUCGAAAGAGUCCGUUAGCAAAGAUCUCCAUGUGCAGUCAAUGCAAGAAGAGGAAGAAAAGCUAAAAGCACAGGUUGCCAAGUACCAGAAGGACAUUGAGAGGUAUCAGCAGCAGCUCGCCCUAUCAGUUGAACGGGAACGGCUUUUGGAGCAGGCCAAGCUGCAGACUGAGCUGGAUUGGCAGAAGCGCUGUGAGGGUGUGGAGAAAGCUCAGUAUCAGAAUUCAGAGAAGCUGAUAGAAAGUCUCACUGAAGCCAAGCAACAGGCGGAAGCGGAACUGAAGGAGAACGUGCGGCAGCUGAAUGAGUUGAAACUUUUGGUAUCUGCUCUAACGUUUGAGAGAGAUAAAGCCAUAGACAUGCUCAAAAGGAACAGCGCAAAAUGGGAGCGAGGAGAACAGACAUUUGCAGCUGUUUCCAUGCUGGAGCUGCAUGCUAAUUUUGCAUCUAGUGAAAUCCAAAAACUACAGGAACAAAAUUCUGAGUUGCGCCAUGUAAUCGGGCAGAUGAGGAAGGAGAUGGAGUCCCUCUGUGAACAGAUUCCAAAUUCUGAACAGACAGGCGGAGUGAAUGUGCAACCUCAGGGGAAUGUGCAGUCUCCGGAUUAUGUUAAAUCUCUUGAAGAUGAAAUCCAAACCUUGAAACAAAAUAACAGAGGCAUGGAAGAACAGCUUCAAGCAGCGAUGGACAAAAAGGACAAGAUAGAAGACUCCCCACUAGCAAAGCCAGUACUGCCUGAGAAUGCCUACAUCCAAAACUAUAUCAGAGGCUUGAAUGAAACAAUUAGUGCUCUAAGAGCUGAUAAAGUCACUUCUGCUGCAAAUGUCAGGAGACUGGAAGGAAGAGCAGCUCAUCUCGACUCUAUGGUUACAGAGCUGACGCUGAAGGGCCAGCAGAAGCAAGCAGAAGUUGACCAUCUCCAGUUUCAACUGAAUAAGGAGACUCGUCACAGCCAAGAGGCCAUCUCCAGCCUGCAGCAGAGACAAGCUGCGUUGGAGAUGCAGCUGACGGAGGCAAGGAAAGAGGCUGAAGAAUAUUUCAAAGGAAAUCUCCAGCAAAGCGUAGCAGCGGUCGGUCUGGGAAAUGAGGUGUCUGCCCUUAAGUUGGAACUUGCCAGUCAAAGGAUUCCUGUAGUGUUGAGCGAGAAUGAGACGGUGAGCCAGCUCCGAGAAGAGAUCCUGGCACUCCGGCAGCAGUUAGAUUGGGGUAAAACUGCAGGUGGCGGUUCUUCUGACUUGCUACGCAGCAAACUGAAAGAAGCCGCAAAAAAGAUUUCCCAACUCAGCCUAGAAAAACAGCAACUGAUUGAUAUGGGGAACCGGCUGCGGGCUGAACGAGCGCUGGCAGAACGACCAGCCCAGGACCCUCGGACUCCAGUUCAAUCAUGCUUUUCAACACCUCCAUCCAAGCUACCAACACAGGACCCAUCAAACCGCCUUUCUGCUUUAGAGAAUCUGCAAUACCAACUGACAUGUCAGGAACUUCAAUUUGCCCAGUACCAGAAGCUGCCCGGACACCCUGCCAAACAUCAGGCCAGUGUUAGGGCCAAGAAUCAAGGACACAGUGAAGAUUCUGGAGGAUUUGCUGCAAUGCAGCAGAAAGAAAACACCCAUCCUUCACCCCCUGUGCAGGGAAAAGCUUCCGCGUCUCCGCGUCCAUCAGGUUCCUGGUUUGAAGCAGACACAUCUCUGCAGGAUGUUUGGAAAAUCCUGGAUAUGGGAUCAAGUCCAUCACUACUCAGCUCUGUAGAAAGCAGUCAGCGAGUUAUUCCUGGAAGAAUCAAACCUCAGUCCACAAGUCAACCUACUGCAAAUAUGUCAAUAAACAUUGCUUCAUCUCGGCACCCCAAUCUACAAGACAGAUCCAAAACUUCUUCUGUUGUCAAACAGGUGAAAACCAAGAGUAUUCACAGUACCCCUAAAAUUCGAAAUUAUAAUGUGAAAGAUUGAGUCACAAGAUUGUUGUCCAGUACACAAAUUGGAGAUGGAUAUUGACCCUUAUGAUGACUUGAGGAAGACUCCACUGCUUUCAUCCAAUGGAUUGAUCUGGUACCAGACACACUGAAUGAAACCCAUCGAGAUUCUUCACAAAAUAAAAAUCACAUUUUCCCCGAGUUAUUUUUCCUCUUUACAACUGUAACAUAACCGUUUUGUGUUCUAAAUGUAAUAAUUUGUUUUAGCAAACAUGUGGGGAGAACACUAAUAGUAAAUCUAUACAGCGAUUGGUACAUUUUAUUAGCUGUAGAUAUUAAAUUCCACCAACAUGCUCACUAAUAUGAGAAUUUCUAGUAAAGUUGCAGGUGCAGAGUGAGUGACGUAACUGGGAAACAAAGUGCAGGAAUUCUAAAGGCUCUCAAAUACAGCAUUAAGGUACAUUUUGUUUGCACUGCAAGUCAUUGGGUGAGAUCCCCACCAAUAUAUUACAGCCAUAAUCACCACAACUACUUCAUGUCUUCUGGAGCAGUUGACCAGGAACACCUUGUAAAUGAGGAGUUAUGACUUCCAAUAUUGGUUACUAUGGAGCUAAUGGACUAUCACAUCUUUAAUCUUUCCACAUCUAGAACACUGUCCAGGAGAAUCGGCAUAUUGAGACGUUACCAUAAAUAAUAUGGAUUAUAUAAAUUUGUAUCUGGGUAUCUCUGAGUACAAGUAGUGCUAUCUCACUCUUUAGGUUAUAUUCAGCAAAGACCUAAUUGUAAUGAAACUGAAUUGCAGCAUUGGGGCUAAAAUAGAGCCCUGAUUUGUAAAUAUUUUGUUUGUUUUGUCUACAUUUUAAAAAUCAGUUUAAGAUCCCUACAAUUUUGUGUUUUGUUAAUUUGUUAAACCCCUGUCUGCAGUAAAGUACAUCACUUAUAUAAUAUGUAUAAGUUCAGCAAGGAAAGCAGUGAGUGACUUUUAAGCCGUGUCUUAGAUGUUUUACAAAUAGAAAACAAGAUUGUAAGCUCUUGAGAGCAGGACUUUCUCUACAGUUAAUCACACUGUCAUAAUAGUGUUUUUUUGUUAGUUUUUUGCCAAACUCUGAAUUGUGGCAGAUUGAAAAUCAAACGUCAAGUGUGCUUAUAGCAAAGCAGACAUUGAUUCCAGAUCAGCUUUUUGCUAUUCAAUCUAGAUUUUUUGUGUUUUUUUUUUUUCUUUCAGUUCACUACAAUUUGGAUCUUAGUAGUUAGGACUACUAAAUGCAUCCAGACCAGGCCAUCUCAAUGAAGUGUUCUAGAUGAAGUGACCCUUUAGUUUUAAAACAUUGCUGUUCAGCAGAUACGGCAAUGCUAUGCUUGGAGGGUUCACUAGUGACCAUCGACCUGACACCCACUGGAGGCGCUUCACCUGUGAGAACCAAGCCAAAGUCUGUUCUCAAUCAAAUGCUGCUUCUAAUCUAAAUCGGCGGCAGGAGACUAUAGCAUUACAAAUACAUGUUUUAGAGUGUUCUUUUAAUAAUGAAUAAACCCCUGGUGUCUUUCUG
Molecule: messenger RNA, 4737 nt
Organism: Pelobates fuscus (common spadefoot toad)
Lineage: Eukaryota; Metazoa; Chordata; Amphibia; Anura; Pelobatidae
Gene: CCDC57
Product: coiled-coil domain containing 57
Exons: 20
Coding region: 177-3227 (1016 amino acids)
Biological process (GO): positive regulation of mitotic cell cycle; microtubule nucleation; cilium assembly
Cellular component (GO): spindle microtubule; centriole; centriolar satellite
Source: RefSeq, a predicted model, not a curated record